AGCAGGCUACACUCACAGUGUAAUACAGUGCAGCUCGCACAGACAAAUCUGAGCUCUUGCAGCAUUAGCAGCAACUGACGAUCAGGCAAACUGCCACCCACUCUGAAUGAGAGAUGUUGGUUUAGAGACAGAAAGCAGCAUGGAUGCAAUGUGCAGCUAUUUACCCCUCAUGUGCUUCUUGCUUUUCAUUCAAGCUACAGAGGGCUUUUCUGGAGACAAUGACCAUUUUAUGGCGAUUCACUAUCGGAAGAGUGGGAGGCCCAGGUUUAUUUACCACCGUGUGCAAAGUAUUGAGAAAAGUUUAGACCUGAACAGACAGUUAUCUGACCACAAUUUCAACACGCCCGCGCACCUGCAUGUUGGCAAGUUUCUUCCUGCAGGGUUUGAUAAAGCAGCUUUCCCGCGCUCUCAUAACCGCGCACAAAACCUGUUAGCGCCAAGUGACACAGAUGUUAAAGUGGAAAACCUUCCUAUUCCACAGGCCAAUGUGAUUCUGGUGAUGUUGAAAAUGGAUGUAAACAAACUGAACACAACGUUACUCCGGAAGUUUCGUCAGGGAGUUGCUGCAGCCCUUGGCUUGUCGCCACAGCAAGUUCACAUCAAUCGCCUCAAUGGUAGAAAGAAUUGCGUGGAACUCUUUAUUUCCCCUCUGAACAAAAAAAUAGGCGUUCCAGAGGCCCUUCCUUCUGCAGAAGUCUUGCGUUCCCUCAACUUGCAUACACUGCACCAAAGAUUAUCCCAUUUUGGAAUUACUGAAGUGUCUGCAGAGAAAAAUGUACUCCAAGGACAACAUGAAGCAGAUAAGCUAUGGACCAAAGAAGGAUUUUAUACCAUUGUUAUAUUUCUCAGCAUAUUUGUCAUAAUAGUGACUUGCUUGAUGGUUCUCUACAGAUUAAAAGAAAAGAUUCAGUUUUCAUUGAGGCAGGACAAGAAAAAUCAAGAGAUUCACCUGUCGCCUCUCCCAGCUCAGCCUACACAAUCUCAGGCAAAACGGCCAAGCAGCAUGGUGCAGCAUGAACAUAUCCCUAAAGCUGUGAAUGUUGUUGUAGACCCUCAGUGCCAAGGCACCUUCGAGAUUAGACCUCCAUUGUCUGCAGGACCUUCUCCAUUUAAAAUGAAACCUGUGGGCCUCCAAGAAAGGAGAGGCUCCAAUGUUUCACUUACUUUAGAUAUGAGCAGUUUAGGAAUGGCUGAACCUUUCAAUGUGGUACCGACCCCAAGAGAAAAAGUAGCCAUUGAAUACUUACAGUCAGCCACUCGAGUCCUGACCAGACAGAAGCUCAGGAAUAUUGUUCAAACUUCCCAUUUACUUCACACAGAAUUCAUGGAAAUACCAAUGAAUUUUUUGGAUCCCAAAGAACUUAAUAUUCCAAGCCACGGAACCAAAAAUCGAUAUAAAACUAUAUUGCCAAAUCCAGUUAGCAGAGUAUGUUUGAAAACAAAGAACGCAAAUGAUGCAUUAAGCUCCUAUAUAAAUGCUAAUUAUAUUAGGGGUUAUGGUGGAGGAGAAAAAGCUUUUAUUGCUACACAAGGUCCAAUGAUCAACACUGUGAAUGACUUCUGGCAAAUGGUUUGGCAAGAAGAUGUCCCAGUUAUUGUCAUGAUUACCAAACUGAAAGAAAAAAAUGAGAAAUGUGUUCUCUACUGGCCAGAAAAGAGAGGCAUAUAUGGAGGUGUUGAGGUCCUAGUUAACAGUGUAAAAGAAUGUGACUAUUAUACCAUCCGGAAUCUUACAUUAAAGCAAGGGAGCCAGUCUCGUACUGUUAAACAUUACUGGUACACAUCAUGGCCCGAUCACAAGACUCCAGACAGUGCUCAGCCUCUUCUGCAGCUUAUGUUGGAUGUGCAAGAAGACAAGAAGAAUUUUUCAGGACGGGGUCCUGUAGUAGUGCAUUGCAGUGCUGGAAUCGGUAGGACAGGCUGUUUCAUAUCUACGUCAAUUGGCUGCUGUCAACUGAAAGAGAAAGGUGUUGUUGAUGUAUUAAAUAUUGUCUGCCAACUGAGAAUGGACAGGGGUGGAAUGGUUCAAACAAGUGAGCAAUAUCAGUUUGUGCACCAUGCACUGAACUUAUAUGAAAGCCGACUAUCUGAGGAAAAUGUCCAGUGAACAGCCAAGAAGACAAUGAAAGUGAUCUUUUUAAGGUAAUCUGUUUUAUUACCAACCAGCAGUUUCUUAAAGGAGUCAAGUAGACUGCAUGAAGGGGAGUGGGAAGACAACCCAUGAAGGCUUGCUGUAAAGUCUGCUGCGAUAAGAUGGACUCUGGUCUGUAAAUGAAUGUACCUUGUACUACAGAUUCUGUUAAUAAUAAUGGAAGGUACUUCUCUGAUAAACAAUAGUUGUAUAUGCGUUUUAUAUACAGUAUACGUAACUGAAAGGUGGAUGUACUACUGAGAUACGAUUAUCUACAAUACAGAAUGUAUGUACUACAGUCGACAGUCAGUGGAUUUCUAAAGAUUAUUCAGUGUAUAACAAAUAAACCUUUUGCGAAACAUAUGUCUUGUACAUGGAUUGUCAGUUUUCCCCUUGUACCUGCCAAGUGCUAUUAAAUAUUAUGUGGUGAGCUUGUUUCUUACCCACAUAAGAUUAUUGCUGCUAGUGUUGCAAGUAAUCAGUUUAUGUUGUUUUAUUUUUCCAAAAAAAAAGAAAGAAAAAAAACAUGUUGAUAUUUAUCUAAACUGUACAAAGUCAGUCUGAUAUUUUGUAUGAACGUGUUCUUGUUCAGUUGGACUUGUGAAAUUCUAUUAGAUUAUUUUGAUUCGUUUUACAGCACAAUGUCUUUUAUUGAGUGGAUAUGCAUUUACUCUUAAUUCUGUGGGUUUUACUAUUGCAGUCUCUUCUCCAGAUUUAAAUACAGUGUAUUUGUAAAUUCUGUGAGUUAUUUUACCUGAGAAAUUAAUAGCAUAUAUUAAAACUGCAAGAUUGAAAAAAAAUAUAUUGUUGUCUUUUACUGCAAAGGUAAAUGAAUGAAUCUGUGUAUUUAAUAUGUUUGUUUCAUUGGAAAUGCCCUAUAGAUAAUGUAUAUGUGCAACUGCAAAGCAGUAGGUAACAGCAACUUAGAGUACUAACUGUAGGUGCCAAUCACUCUGAUCAUAAAUCAAUUUUUUUUAUAUUUUAAAUAUCUGCUUUAAGAGAAAGUACAAUGCUGCUAUAAUAGUUUUCUUUGCACUGCGCUAUCAGAUUAUUGAUGUCCCGUAAACUGGUUGUUUGUUUGCAGGAAUGGUCAUUCUGUGCAUAUGGUCAUCUUACUUUUUUAAUGUCAACAUUCGGAUAUACACUGCCAAUAAAGUUCACUUGGUUAAAAAUC
Molecule: messenger RNA, 3305 nt
Organism: Xenopus laevis (African clawed frog)
Lineage: Eukaryota; Metazoa; Chordata; Amphibia; Anura; Pipidae
Gene: ptprr.L
Product: protein tyrosine phosphatase receptor type R L homeolog
Exons: 14
Coding region: 107-2107 (666 amino acids)
Biological process (GO): signal transduction
Cellular component (GO): cytosol; cell junction; endomembrane system
Molecular function (GO): hydrolase activity; protein tyrosine phosphatase activity; protein kinase binding
Source: RefSeq, a predicted model, not a curated record